Physella acuta is the source of this 2668-nucleotide messenger RNA. Its product is annotated as cationic amino acid transporter 4-like. Gene Ontology annotation, cellular component: plasma membrane. NCBI's taxonomy places the organism in Eukaryota, Metazoa, Mollusca, Gastropoda, Physidae. Gene Ontology annotation, biological process: transmembrane transport; amino acid transport. The record is from RefSeq and is a predicted model, not a curated record. Gene Ontology annotation, molecular function: amino acid transmembrane transporter activity.
AAACACAAGUUUAGUCGAUUUAAAAAAUGGAACUUUUUCCGAUAAAAGAAAUUUAUAUUUGAAACUAAAACAAUAACAGUAUGAAGGCAGCAUCUUCACCAAGGCUCAGCCGCCUUGGAUACUUGCAUCAGCGUAUACUACAUCAGAAGGUGGUGGGGGAACAUGAUAUGAAAACAGAUUUAAGGCGAUGCCUUUCUACUCCACAACUUACCCUUCUGGGUAUGGGAAAUACAAUUGGUGUUGGCAUCUACGUCAUGCUUGGCGUCAUUGCUAAAGAAAAUGCUGGACCAUCUACAGUUUUGUCCUUUGUGGCUGCCAUGUUUGUUACUAUGAUGAAUGCUCUGGUAUUUGCUGAAUUUUCUACCUACAUUCCCCAUACUGGAGCUUCCUACAUUUAUAUUUACAGGGUUUUUGGAGAGUUUGCUGCAUUUCUUUGUGGAUGGGUAAUGAUAAUUACCUAUGCAUUUGCUUCAUCCGUGGGUGCAAGAGCUUGGAGUGGAAUGCUAGAUUCAUUUUUUAACAAUACAAUACAGGCCCACACUGUCAGUGUGUUAGGAAAUAUUCAAUUUGGUCUUCCAUUUGCAGAGUCUCUUGAUGUCCUGGCAUUCUUCUUUCAGAUUUUUGUUGUUAUUAUUGUGUCCUGCAAUGUCCUGUGCUCUUCAGUGAUUAACACCAUUCUUGGGAUCCUCACCUCAUCUGUCCUUGUCUUUGUCUUUGUCAUGGGACUUGUGUACGGCCAUGGCAGUAAUCUUCUCAAUGAAGAUCAUGGUGGGUUUUUCCCCUUCGGUGUAGCUGGAGUAAUAAAAGGGGCAACGCUUGCCCUCUAUGCAUUAAGUGGCUUUGAGGUUAUCGCAAUAUCAGCGGAGGAAGCCAAGAACCCAGCUAAGUCGAUACCUCGUGCAAUUAUAUCUGAGCUGCUUCUUGUCUGCACCAUUUAUGUCGGUGCAGCUAUUGGGAUGUUGAUGCUGAUUCCAUACUGGGAAAUUGAUCUUCGCUCACCAUUACCAUCAGCUUUUGAAUACAACGGCAUCUUGUGGGGAAAAAUUGUGGUUGUGAUUGGUCCGUUGUUUGGUAUAACCAAUCUACAGAUGCUGGGAGUGUAUGGUUUUUCUCGUGUUCUUUACCGUAUGGCUAAAGAUGGCCUCUUCAUAGAUUGGUUCCUUAAAGUAAACAAAAGAACAGGAGUCCCGUUGAACAGUGUGUUCUUUGUGGGUUUUUUCACAUCAAUCGGAGCUUUGUUGUUUGACUUGUCGUACAUUGUCAGGGAGACAGUGAUUCUCAUGCUGCUGGCUAACAUCACAGUUGCUGCCGCGCUCAUUAAACUCAAGAUCACAGAGUCGCAAAAAUUUCUUUCUGGGGUCAACCCAAACCAGACGGAGAAAACUUUGCCGAAAAGUGAGCGAGAAUAUUAUGACCAGGAGGUGGUGGUGAGUGAAUAUGAAACCUGUGAGAGCACGGAGAGUGUGGACGUGGACGGAGUUGUCCCCCAUGGAGAUAACCUGCUUGUGGAUGUAACAAAUGAUCAACUCAAUGGUCAUUGUUCUGGAGACGGCCCUGAUGUUUCAAGUAUUUUAGAACAAAACCAGUUCUUAAUUCAGCAAAAAGUGAUGAACGAGAUUCAAGUGAAACAAGAUUCAGAUGUAAAUAAGGCAGACGACGAGGAAACAGAGGAUGACAGACCUGGAGCAGACCCUAAAGUUUUAUUAUCAAAACUUGAACCAGAAACACUGAUUGAGAUCCGAGAUAAAAAAUACGCAUCUGCUGCUGCUUUAUUUGUCUCCCCUUUAAUUCCUGGAAUACUCUCCGUGAAUGUUGUCAUGUUUUUGCAUUGGGCCACCUGUUUCUUCAUGGCCAUCCAGAUAAACUUUGGAUGGAGGGACCUCUGGGCACUCCAGCCUGUCAGUGUUGCUGCACUCUCUGUUUUAAUGUCAGUGGCCGUGUUCUUGUCAUUUCUGCUGGGCACUCAGUGUGGGGAAACUCAGAACUCAGGUUUUAAGACCCCACUGAUGCCCCUGGUGCCCACCUUGUCAAUACUCAGCAGUUCCCUGCUCUUGUUCUCAUCUGGGGACCUCAAUGGUUUCAUUGAAACUGUCAUUCUUCUCACUUCAGGUACGGUCUUUUACAUCGUUAUGGUGCUCAUCAACUACCACACCCAGCCGCGCAGCACUGAAGACUCAGAACAGAGAAAAGGUUUGGUGGGCGGAAGUGGGGAUGACGCUGAUGAUGAAAUUGAAUCGGAUGAAUUUUAAAUUACAAAAAAAAUGACAAUUCUUCAAAGUUGGUGUGAUUUGAUUUUAACUGGUAUAACUUUGGAGCAUAAUCUCCUCUAUCCAUAUGAUUACCCCAUUUAUUUUUCUGAAAUGUAAUUACCUAAUCAAUACUAAAAGUCACUAAAAAGCUUUACAGAAGUAUAUUUAUCACCAAAAAAUUGAUUUAUUUUUCUGUUGUUUGGGUGUUAUUCACAAACAAUUUUCUAACAAUUUGUGCAAUAAUGCUACCAUAAUUAAGAAUACAUUUUGAUAUUUUAUUAUGGGGUAAAUAACAAAAAAAAAUUGUAUGGUAAAAAGUGCACAAAGUAACAGUUUCUGAUACAACAUGUGAAAGUUUUCGCUGCACAAAUUUGUUAUGAUUCUACAACUUAAUGUAUGUUAUUAAAAAGAAAAAUUGU